Molecule: messenger RNA, 1938 nt
Organism: Morone saxatilis (striped sea-bass)
Lineage: Eukaryota; Metazoa; Chordata; Actinopteri; Moronidae
Gene: ddost
Product: dolichyl-diphosphooligosaccharide--protein glycosyltransferase subunit (non-catalytic)
Exons: 11
Coding region: 30-1430 (466 amino acids)
Cellular component (GO): endoplasmic reticulum membrane; oligosaccharyltransferase complex
Source: RefSeq, a predicted model, not a curated record
CUAACGCUGACGUCGACUUCUGCAGCAAAAUGGCGUCGUUGACAGGAGUCGUGCAGACGAGCCGGCCCUGUUCUUUAUCAUCGUGCAAAAAACGGACCGGAACGAUGACCCAAAGGAGGUUCAGGCUUUUGGACAACAAUGUCCUUUUAUUCCUUUCGUUAGCUUCCAUGUUGCAUUGCGCCUUGGCUGACGGGAAAACGUUGGUCCUGCUGGACAACCUGAACAUCAGAGACACCCAUUCAAUCUUCUUCCGCAGUCUAGCAGAUCGUGGCUUUGACAUCUCAUUCAAGACUGCUGAUGAUCCCUCCCUAUCUCUGAUCAAAUACGGCCAGUUCCUGUACGACCAUUUAAUCAUCUUCGCACCAUCAGUUGAGGACUUUGGAGGAAAUAUUAAUGUGGAGACUAUUACAUCCUUCAUUGAUGGCGGAGGCAAUGUCCUGGUUGCUGCAAGUUCAGAUAUUGGUGACCCUCUGAGGGAGCUGGGUAGUGAGUGUGGCAUAGAGUUUGAUGAGGAAAAGACUGCUGUCAUUGACCAUCACAACUAUGAUGUGUCUGACCCUGGAGAGCACACCAUGAUUGUUGCUGAUCCAGAGAACCUGCUGAAAGCUCCAACUAUUGUCGGCAAACCCACCAAUAAACCUGUUUUGUUCAAGGGUGUUGGCAUGGUGGCAGACCCAGAGAACCCUCUUGUUCUGGACAUCCUUACCGGUUCUUCCACUUCCUACUCCUUUUUCCCAGACAGACCCAUCUCUCAGUACCCCCAUGCUGUUGGCAAAAACACCCUACUGAUCGCCGGCCUUCAGGCCAGAAACAACGCCAGAGUAGUUUUCAGCGGCUCCCUGGACUUCUUCAGCGAUGCCUUCUUUAACUCCGCUGUGCAGAAGGCCACGCCUGGCUCCCAGAGGCACGAGCAGACGGGGAACAUGGAGCUGGCUGAGGCUCUGUCUCGCUGGGUGUUCAAAGAGGCUGGAGUCCUCAGGGUGGGAGCUGUUACCCACCAUCCUGUCGGAGAGACCACUCCCCCUGCAGCAUACACGAUCACCGACCUUGUGGAGUACAGCAUCGUCAUUGAGAUGUUGUCCGAGGGCCGCUGGGUUCCCUUCGAUGGAGAUGAUAUUCAGCUUGAGUUUGUGAGGAUCGAUCCAUUCGUCAGGACAUAUCUCAAGAAAAAUGGAGGUAAAUACAGCAUCCAGUUCAAGCUGCCUGAUGUGUACGGGGUCUUCCAGUUUAAAGUGGAUUACAACCGACUGGGAUACACACAUCUCUACUCCUCCACUCAGGUGUCCGUGCGUCCCCUGCAGCACACUCAGUAUGAGCGUUUCAUCCCCUCAGCCUACCCAUACUAUGCCAGCGUCUUCUCCAUGAUGGCAGGACUCUUCGUCUUCAGCAUAGUCUUCCUGCACAUGAAAGAGAAGGAGAAGUCAGACUAAUAAAGAGAAACAACGGGGGACGGGAUAACAAGAUUACAGAAUUGAACUUGCGGUGUGAAGAGCUGAAAUUGAAUGUCUUGAAUCUUCACACAGGGACUUGGACUGCAGUCCUCUGUAAAAAUACAGUAUCUGUUUGGUUAUUGGGGUACUCAACUAACAUGGGUCUGGAGGACAGAAUGGGGUACUGACUGUAACGCUAUGGAUAGGGGUUUUUUUUGUUUUGUUUUUUGUACUCUGAAAUCACUCAAAGGCCUGUUAAUGACCUGAAGUCAGUCAGCGUUUGUAUAAAGUUGCUUUACUUUUCAUAAAAGUAUCUCCUAAGUAAAGCACUCGCCUUGAAAGAAAUCCAUAUGAAAAUUUGACCCACAUUUUCUCAACCAGGAAAGGUUAUUGUGAUAACUACAUGCACUGAAUAUGCCAACUGUUCAUAUGUAUUUGGUAAGACCUUAAUGUGUUUCCAAAAAAGUUGGAGUCAUCUUAACAACAAAAUAAAAUAUUGACAUUCCAA